Molecule: messenger RNA, 5541 nt
Organism: Brugia pahangi
Lineage: Eukaryota; Metazoa; Nematoda; Chromadorea; Rhabditida; Onchocercidae
Source: the annotation of a GenBank genome assembly
AUGCCUGUAUUUUACGAAUUACGUGACACACAGCUUUUUAUAAUUGUGAUGCCUUUACCACCAGCACUUCUUGCUCGACUUAAACGACGUGGAAUUAUUCAAGAAGAUGCUGCUGAAGAAGUGAUAGCAGAGAGCUAUGAUGCGGAAAUACCUACUGGAAUACAAAGUAACGUACGUCAAAAAACGGAAAAGAAUGCUUCGGGAGCUCGUGGAUGUCCGAAUAAAUGGAAUCCGUAUCACUACUGUGUACAAUUUUGCUAUGAUCAUUGGAAAGAUGGGACAAAUGAAAAUAGACUUACACAAAGAUAUCUUGAUCAGCGAGCUAAAAUUGUGAAGAAAUAUCCAUUGCCAAAUGGUUGGAAAGAAGUUUAUGACCCUGGUUGCAUGCGUCAUUAUUAUUGGUGUCCACGAACUGAUGAGGUAUCUUGGCUCCCUCCCAGACAUCCUUUGGCUGUUAUUGGAGAUGCUGCACCGAAAGUUGCGAAAGAGUUAUUUGAAAAAGGUGAAAAUACUAAUGGUCUUGGCGAGGGUAGAAAAGAUGGUAAUGAAAGAAAGGAUGAUGAGGAAAGAGAAGUUUACAGAGAGGAUCGGGGAGGUAUAAUCAAACGGUAUGAUGAAAACAGGUCGAAGAGAAAGCGAAGAGGUUCCAUAUCAGAUUCAGAAGUUAGCGAUCGUUUAUCAGCUUCUGAAAGUGAUGAGGAAAGCAGGCCUGAGCUGAAUGACAGAGAUAAGCUGAAACGUGCCAAACGAAAAGGAAUCGAUCCAAUGGAUCCAGCUGCUUACGGUGACAAUGUUCCUAUUGGUACAUGGAGUUCUGGUUUACAUGCCCACGAUAAAACAGGUGCCGAUGUUACAGCUAGUGGUCCUUUGUUCCAGCAACGGCCUUAUCCUGCUCCAGGUGCAGUUUUACGGAGGCAGCAAAAGGAACGAGAGAAUGAGAUCUGUGAAAUGGUUACCAAUGAUGAUGCAUUCCUGGAAUCAACUGAACGAAGGACCGUUACAUUUAGCAUUUCACGUAGGAAUCCAGCUUAUGGAACAGUUCUUGCUCUUUCUGCGACUGGUUUCAGUAUUGAAAAGUCAAUUAUUUUCACUGACGAAAUGUUCAACGAAAUGAUACUAGAUGGGAUGAAAUAUACAAAUGACGCUUCCAUAGCGCGUUUCAUUGUUCGUAGUUCUGAUAAAGCGGGUGAUUUGUUUGGAAGGGAUAUUAUUGAGCAAGCUGUGAUUGAUUUCUGGGUGAUAGCAGUUGAACGGUAUUUAGAGCAUGAUGAUUUGGGGGAUUUGAUGAGAUCAGCUCAAGAAAAAUUAACAAGUAAUUUAUAUCUGUGCCUGAAUCGACGUACACUUGCGGAUAUUAUGCUGUGGACUGUUAUAGCUGCAGAUGCCAAGGCUCAACAACAAAAACCUUUUUCGACAUUCUUUGAAAGUAUACUGUAUGAUCCCUUAUUUGCUGAUGCGCAUCAUGCUAUUGGCAGAUUUCGAAUAGGGAUCCCAGAAAAGUUAGAAAACGAGAAAGUGGAGUCGAAAACUACAAUGGCUAUCAAAGGCCAAAAGGAAUCAACUAAAAGUGUUGAAGGAAAGAAAGCGCAAGACCAACUAAAAGAUGAAGGAAAAUUUAUAGAAUUGCCAGGUGCAGAAAAGGGAAAAGUGGUAGUUCGAUUUCCCCCUGAAGCUAGUGGAUACUUGCACAUUGGACAUGCUAAAGCAGCUCUUUUAAAUCAGUAUUAUCAGCAAGCUUUUGAAGGAGAAUUGAUUAUGCGAUUUGACGAUACGAAUCCAGCAAAAGAGAAUGCUCAUUUUGAACAGGUAAUUUUGGAAGAUUUGGAAAUGUUAGAAGUGAAGCCAGACAGAUGGACGCAUACAUCUGACCAUUUUGACUUGAUAUUAGAAAUGUGCGAACGUUUGUUGCAAGAAGGGAAAGCAUAUGUUGACGAUACGGAUGCCGAAUUGAUGAGAAAAGAACGCGAAGAACGCAAAGAAAGCCGAUGCCGUAAUAAUACUCCCGAACAAAAUUUGGCAUUAUGGGAAGAAAUGAAACGAGCAACCUCAAAAGGACAGAAAUGUUGUGUUCGAAUCAAAAUUGACAUGCAAAGCAAUAAUGGUGCAAUGCGCGAUCCAACAAUUUAUCGCUGUAAAGCAGAAACUCAUGUUCGAACUGGAAAUAAAUAUAAGGUUUAUCCAACAUACGACUUUGCUUGUCCUAUAGUGGACAGCAUUGAAGGUGUUACACAUGCACUUCGUACAACAGAGUAUACAGAUCGUGAUGAUCAGUACUAUUUUAUUUGUGAUGUACUAGGAUUGAGAAAACCAUAUAUUUGGUCCUAUGCUCGACUAAAUAUGACAAAUACUGUGAUGAGUAAGCGAAAACUUACGUGGCUUGUCGAUGAACAUCAUGUGGAAGGAUGGGAUGAUCCACGAUUGCCAACUGUACGAGGUGUUAUGCGACGCGGAUUAACGGUUGAAGGUUUAAAACAGUUUAUUGUUGCUCAAGGUGGUAGUCGUGCCAUUGUCAUGAUGGAAUGGGAUAAAAUUUGGUCUUUUAAUAAAAAAGUAAUUGAUCCGGUUGCUCCUCGUUAUACCGCUCUUGCUUGUCCAGAAAAUCUUGUUCAAGUAGUAGUUACGGAUAAUUUGGCUGAAGAAUCGAAGAAGGUUUCAUUACAUCCAAAGAAUCAUGAAGUUGGAACAAAAACUGUUUGGUACAGCAAAAAAGUGUUGGUGGAAGAAGCUGAUGCACGGGAAAUGAAAAUUGGUGAAUGCGUGACAUUUAUCAAUUGGGGAAAUAUAAAGAUUUGUGACAUAUUAAAAGAUGGUGAUAGAAUAACAGAAAUCAGAGCGAAAUUAGAUUUAGAUAACAAGGAUUACAAGAAGACAUUAAAAGUAACAUGGAUUGCUGAUACGAAAAUGGGACCACAAAUUCCAGUAAAAGUCAUUGAGUAUUCUCAUAUUAUCAGUAAGCCCAUUAUUGGGAAAGAUGAAAAUUGGAAACAGUUCGUUAAUUAUGAUUCUGUGGAAUAUGUCGACUUCAUCGGUGAACCCGCAAUGAAAAAAAUACGUAAAGGGGAUAUUAUUCAGUUGCAACGUAAAGGAUACUAUAUAUGUGAUUUGGAAUAUACGUCAAAAAGCGAAUAUUCUGGUUUUGAAAUGCCUGUUGUUUUGAUUCUCAUACCAGAUGGCAGCAAUAAACCUAUUAAACAAACUCAGACGGCUUCUGCCGUAGAACUGGGAAGAACAAACGGUGGCAUUCAGAUAAAUGGAAAUGCAUCAACAAGUGAAAUGAACAUACUCAAACUUAGUGAACAAAUAAAAGAGCAAGAUGAUGCUAGCGAUUUGUAUCAGAGCAUUGAGAAGCAAGGAAAUCUUGUUCGAUCUUUGAAAGCUAGUGAUCCUAAAAGUGAUGAUACUAAAGCUGCUAUUUCAAAGCUACUGGAUCUUAAAAAACACUACAAGGAUAGAACUGGUUCAGAAUAUAAGCCAGGGUCAACAAUUACAUCGCAAAAGCAAGCAGAUGUGACGACGCGAAAUCUAGAAGGACUGUACAAACAGAUCGAAGAACAAGGUAAUAUAGUUCGUGCACUGAAAGCUGCUAAUCCAAAAAGUGAAGAAGCAAAAGCAGCUAUAGCAGAGCUUUUGAAUUUAAAGCAAAACUAUAAGGAAAUAUCAGGGUUCGAAUAUAAACCGAAGAAUAUACUUGUUAUGCCAUCCGAUAAUAAACUCAGGAGUGAUAGCGCAAAAUGCAAGGAAGCAUUUGCAAAAAAAAUUGCUGAACAAGGCGAUUUGGUGAGAUCACUGAAAGCAAAAGAUGCAAAAUCACAGGAAGCGAAAGAUGCGAUAGCGGAAUUAUUGAAGUUAAAGAAGCAAUACAAGGAUGAAUUUGGUGAAGACUAUACCGCCAAUGCUACUAAUACCAAUUCUUCCACUGCUAAGAAAGUUGUGACAGUUACGAAUGAAGAAAGACAAAAAAGUGAUGGUAAAAAAGAUAAGAAGGAAGAAGUUAAGUCUAAAACAACAUUGGCGUCGAUGGAGAUGGUGAAACAGACAAAGUUAGGCCUGGAUGUUAAGAAGGAAGAGAAUUUAGCAGAAUGGUAUUCGCAGAUUAUAAUAAAAGCGGAUAUGAUCGAAUAUUACGAUGUAUCAGGUUGCUAUAUAUUGCGUCCAUGGUCAUUUGCAAUUUGGGAAAUAGUGAAAAAAUGGUUUGACACAGAAAUUAAGAAAUGUGGCGUACGCAAUUGUUAUUUUCCAAUAUUCGUUUCACAAAAUGGUUUGCAAAGAGAAAAGGAACAUAUUGAUGAUUUUGCUCCAGAGGUUGCUUGGGUAACGCGAGCUGGAAAUUCUGAAUUGAGUGAACCGAUUGCGAUACGUCCUACUAGUGAAACGGUAAUGUAUCCAAGUUAUGCGAAAUGGAUUCAGUCCUAUCGUGAUUUGCCUAUUCGUUUGAAUCAGUGGUGCAAUGUUGUGCGCUGGGAAUUCAAGCAUCCGACACCAUUUUUACGAACACGUGAAUUUUUAUGGCAAGAAGGACAUACGGCUUUUCAAACAAAACAAGAAGCUGAAGAAGAAGUUUUUGCAAUCCUGGAUUUAUAUGCAAAAGUUUAUACGGAUCUGUUUGCUAUACCAGUAAUUAAAGGUCGAAAAUCAGAAAAAGAAAAAUUUGCUGGUGGUGAAUUUACAACUACCGUUGAAGCAUAUGUCCCAGUUAAUGGACGUGGUAUUCAGGGUGCUACAUCUCAUCAUCUCGGUCAGAAUUUCUCCAAAAUGUUUGACAUUUCGUUCGAGGAUCCGGAAACUGGUAAAAAAACAUUUGCAUGGCAAAAUAGUUGGGGCAUGACGACAAGAACAAUUGGUGCAAUGAUUAUGAUUCAUGGUGAUAAUGAUGGCCUAGUACUACCUCCAAGAGUUGCACCUAUUCAGGUGAUUAUCAUACCGGUUGGCAUCGCAUCACAGAUGGAUAACAAAAUAAAGCAGGAAAUAAUUACAAAAAUAGAAGAAAUCAUAAAGACUCUCGAAAACUCCAAAAUUCGAGUCGACAUUGAUUUGCGUGAUAAUUAUUCUCCUGGAUGGAAGUUUAAUCAUUGGGAGUUAAAAGGCGUUCCGAUUAGGCUUGAACUUGGACCGAAAGAUAUUGAAAAAUCUCAGGUCACAUGUGUCACUCGUUAUAACAAACAUAAAUCAGUCAUUCCGAUCGAUAAUUUAUUAGCAAAAUGUUCUGAAUUACUAGAUGAGAUACAUACUAAUAUGUAUAUAAACACGAAAAGGAUACGUGAUGAGCGUCAGAAAAUUACAAAACAUUGGUCCGAAUUCAAAGAACUGCUAGACCAGAAAUGUUUAAUUUUGGCUGCAUUCUGUGGUUUCUCACAAUGUGAAGAUAACAUCAAAAAAGAUAGUUCCAGUGAUGAAUGUGGUCAAACAGGAGCACCACUAAUGGGCGCUAAAACAUUGUGCAUACCACUGGAACAGCCUUCGGAACAAUUACCAGUACAUUGUAUACAUCCAAAAUGCAAGGAACAGCCUAAAUUUUAUGCACUUUUUGGCCGCAGCUAUUAA